Molecule: messenger RNA, 3702 nt
Organism: Pezoporus occidentalis (night parrot)
Lineage: Eukaryota; Metazoa; Chordata; Aves; Psittaciformes; Psittacidae
Gene: MTNR1B
Product: melatonin receptor 1B
Exons: 3
Coding region: 133-1221 (362 amino acids)
Biological process (GO): G protein-coupled receptor signaling pathway
Cellular component (GO): plasma membrane
Molecular function (GO): melatonin receptor activity
Source: RefSeq, a predicted model, not a curated record
GCGGUGCUAGCCCCGCCCACAGCCCCGCGGGGGAGCGGGAGGGGCAGCGCUCUCGGCGCGGCCGUUAAAAGCGUUCCCGCCUCACCGCGCGCCCAGUCAGCGGGGCGGCCGCGCCGGGAGCGGGAACCGGCGAUGCUGGAGAAUGGGUCCCUGAGGAACUGCUGCGACCCGGGCGGGAGAGCCCGCUUCGGCUUGGCGGAGCGGGGGGAGGAGGCGGCGGGGGGAGCCCCGCGGCCGGCCUGGGUGGUGACGGCGCUCUCCAGCGUGCUGAUCUUCACCACCGUGGUGGACAUCCUGGGCAACCUGCUGGUCAUCGUCUCUGUCUUCAAGAACCGCAAGCUCCGGAACGCAGGUAAUGCAUUUGUGGUGAGCCUAGCUCUGGCUGAUCUGGUGGUGGCCUUGUAUCCAUACCCCCUGGUGCUCUUUGCUAUUUUCCACAAUGGAUGGACAUUGGGUGAAAUUCACUGUAAAGUGAGUGGCUUUGUGAUGGGACUGAGUGUAAUAGGCUCUAUUUUCAACAUCACUGCAAUUGCAAUAAACAGAUACUGCUAUAUAUGUCAUAGUUUUGCCUAUGACAAAGUGUACAGCUGUUGGAACACGAUGCUGUAUGUCUCCUUAGUCUGGGUAUUAACAGUAAUUGCAACUGUGCCAAAUUUUUUUCUUGGCUCUUUAAAGUAUGACCCACGCAUCUAUUCAUGCACAUUUGUUCAGACUGCAAGCUCCUACUAUACCAUAGCUGUUGUGGUAAUACACUUCAUCGUCCCUAUCACCAUUGUGAGCUUCUGCUACCUUCGAAUCUGGGUUUUAGUGCUUCAAGUUAGAAGACGAGUCAAGUCAGAAACAAAGCCAGGACUGAAGCCAAGUGACUUCAGAAACUUUCUUACCAUGUUUGUGGUUUUUGUGAUUUUUGCCUUUUGCUGGGCACCUCUAAACUUCAUUGGACUGGCUGUAGCCAUUGACCCUAUGAAAAUGGCACCAAAAGUUCCUGAAUGGUUAUUCAUUAUAAGCUACUUCAUGGCCUAUUUUAACAGUUGCCUUAAUGCAAUAAUAUACGGACUUCUUAACCAGAAUUUUCGGAAUGAAUACAAAAGAAUUUUAAUGUCACUGUGGAUGCCAAGGCUUUUCUUCCAGGACACGUCCAAAGGAGGAACGAAUGGUCAGAAGAGCAAACCUUCUCCUGCUUUAAACAACAAUGACCAUGUGAAAACUGAAACCUUGUAAGCAUGUAAUAGUCAAUGCAAGACAGGUGAACACAAGCUGUUUGACUUCUGGGAGCUGUAUCCUACUCCCAGACAUAUGAAUGAGUCAUUUUUUUACUUCAGUGGGACUUUUACAUUCUUUAUACAACAUCAGAUACUUUUCUAUGGCACAGCAGCUCAUCAAGGCUGUGGAGUGAUAUUUUCCACCCUCCUGUAUCUGAACAAAGAGGAUGAAGCAGAUAAAUACAGUCUGUUCUCCACACAUAAACCAAAUAUCACAUUUCUGUGCAUGUACUGGUGGCAGUAGCAGUAUCUCUGAAUCAAACUUGUAAAUUGGAGAGAAUAUUUGUGUAAAAGCAAUUAGCAUUAGAUCCUUUUCUCACAGAUUUUUCAUAUUUGCAUACCCUGAGAUUGGGAAUACAGUGUAUUUACGUUGUUCACCUUUCGUGGUCAAUUUUAUGGUAGAUAAUAUAGUACAAAUGGUUGAUUUCUUACAUAUUUACUUUACACAGUAUUCUUCCUUUAGAGAGGAUUGAAUUUUCAUUGUGUUCCGUUUAUUUACCUUAGUGUAUACAUCCAAUGUCAUCUGAUGCACACUUUACACAUUUGCAACUGGCUAGAAAUUAUGGCACAUGACCUGUAAUUAUCUGGAGUAGCGACUAGUCACCAGGCAGGAUAUCCUAGAACAUCUGACAUUAUGCUAAACCAAAAAAAGAAGGCCUUUUGACUAUAAUGGUAGAUGAGAUACUCACUUUACAUGUCUACAUCUAAUCUUGAAUAAAAUCCACGGUUGGUGUCUAAUCUAAGAUAACCUUCAAGGUUCCUUAGAAUGGACAUAUGUUUCCUUCCAUCUGUGAUGAUAAACACACAUCCAGGGAUUAAAUGAAUUGCUUUGUGGAGGUGCUGGUCUCCUUUCAUUGGCUUUAGAAGGAGCUUUGAUUGCAAGUUCAAAUAUCUCACUUUGGGUAGCUGGACAGGGAUUUACCUUGCCUGAUUAGGAAUGUCUGCAGCGUAGGUGUUUGCACACCAAGUAUUUUCUAAAUUCCCACUCUAAUCCAUGGCAUUCUAGGAAAUGGUUAAUUUGAAUCUGACACAGGCAAAUUCUCCUCCCCGUCCCAAUGGGGCAGGGCUGAGGGGAAGACAGCGCUUAGUUGCUGGAUGGGCUUAAACCACAGCAAUGACUUCCCAUUUUCUUUUCAAACUCAGUUCAAAUUCAAAGCAAAUUUCUUCUUUUUCUGGUAACACAUUGUAAUAGUAAGCAUAUAGAGCAGAUUCCAAUCUGGGCUAUACUCCACAGCAUCAUAGUAGUCUACACAGUGUAGUUUGUGUUAUCUCUAAAUCAGAUUAGGGAUCUGUGUGUAAACACACAGUCAGUGAAGUUAUUUUAGAAUUAUACCUGAAAUGCACAUUAUUCUUACUAGUGCUGUUCAUGGGAAAGGAGAUGGGCUUCUGGUAAAUCCAUGUCAGGUACUAAAAUAGGAAAUGGAGAAAUUCAGGUCUAUAUUACAUUCCAGUUUAGGUUUCCUGACCUGGUUAUUGUGGAAAGUAUUUCUGUAGUAGUGUUGUUAGCCAAUAUACUGCUCCUGAAGUCAUAAAGAUGCAUGAAACAUCAACAUCACCCUUAUGUUGCUACACGUACAGAAAAAUGAAGAACUGCAGUAUUUUUAAUGCUUUAUUUGCUUGACAAAAGUCUGUGUAAAGCACAGCAAAGUAACAAACGUGACAGCUCUUCUAAGCUUCUUUCUUGCUCUUCAGAUAAUUUCUGAUAAACUCUGAAGUUCAGUACCCUAGGACUUAUAGAGUAUUAGCCUGAGGAAAACUGAAAACUUUGUGAAUAGGGAUAAGAAAGACAUGAGACAAAUUUAAGCUCGUGGUAGGUAGUAAAAGCAUUGUAGCUAAAAGUAGCAACAUUAAUAUGUAACCUACAUAUUAAUAGGUAAUAUGGUUAUAACAUGAGUUGAAAGUAUAUUCAGGAACAACAUAUCAGCUCUGUUUAGAUUUAUGCAUCUUUGAGGAAAUAACUAUUAUUUCUAUUAUAGAAAAGUAAUCAUACCAGCAUAUCAAAUACAGACACUUUAAGAAUAUGAGGAAGAAAGAAAAAUCUAGGGCCUUGGGACAAAGUCUGUUUCCAGAAAAUAUGGAGCAUUUUCAAGCAUGUAAAGUUAUCUUGAUUAAAAAGUGUUGUAUUUUGUGUUUAUUAUAAGAAAUAAAUCUAUUCUAGAAUUGUUCUUACAGUAGAGUCCUGAUUGAAAAAACCCCAAAACUUAAGAACACAUUUAGAUAAAGAUUAUUACUAUUAUUUCCCAAUUGUAUUUUUAAAGAACUGCACAAGCCUGGGAAUUUUCCAAUGAAUAAACAGCUGCAGAAAAUUGUAUAUAAUUCUUAAUGCAUAUGUAACAAGAUUUUGGUUAUCUGAAGAAUUUCUUGCAUUUAAAGGUAUUUGCAAAUUUUAAUGGAAAAUGUGGAAGACUACUUUCAGUCAUCUAUUGAUACGGUGCUAUUU